AUGGCUAAGGAAUUUCACUACCAUGUUAGAUCCAUUAGCUUGCCUUGUAGGCUACACCCUUCACUACCCAAGAUUGAAAAAGAGCUAAAGAGGCUUAAAACAUGGGAAGCUUCAUCAUCACAUUCUCAAACUGAGGCUAUCAAAUCAGGUUUAGCAGGGCUCACAGGGUUGUACAAUUGUGUGGAGGAGCUUGUUGGUUGUCCACACACUCAACAAGCUCUUCUACACCAUGAAAAGCAUGUGGAGAAGCCACUUGACAUGUCAGUUGGUUUGCUGGACACGUGUGGAUCAGCAAGAGAAUUGUUGUCACUGAUGAAGGAGCACGUACUAGAGCUCCAAUCAGCCCUACGCAGAAAGGGUGUGGACUCAAGUGUCAAUAACCAGAUUUGUGCUUACAUUUGUUUUAGGAAAAGGGCAAGAAAAGACAUCACAAAAAGGCUCAAAGCACUUAAGACAAUGGAAAAUUGUUUUAAGUCUUGUUCAUGCCCUCUCUUGGAUAUAGACCACCAUGUACCAAUGGUGAUCAAUGUUCUAAGAGAAAUAAGCAAAAUCACCAUCUUGUUUUUCAAGAAACUAUUACUUUUCAUGUGUGCACCCGUGUUAAGCAAUAGUGGGAGGUCAUUGUUGGGAAGAAUAGUGUCCACUAGAGAUGAUAAGGAAAAGAGGGUGAUCAAUGAGAUGGGGGACAUUGAUAUUGCUCUAUGCUCCUUCCAUAGACGUUUUAAGAAAAUUGAUGCUAAGAGUGAUGUACAAAUUGUGAAGAGGAGAUUAGGGGAAGUAGAGGGGAGUAUUAGAGAAUUGGAGGAGGGAUUAGAUUGCCUCUUUAGGUGCAUGAUACAACAAAGAGUGUCACUUCUUAACCUUCUUACAAAAUUUUGA
Cajanus cajan (pigeon pea) is the source of this 879-nucleotide messenger RNA. RefSeq lists its product as uncharacterized. The record is from RefSeq and is a predicted model, not a curated record. Lineage: Eukaryota; Viridiplantae; Streptophyta; Magnoliopsida; Fabales; Fabaceae. Gene Ontology annotation, biological process: root development; shoot system development.